AUGCGGGAUAGCUCAGUGAAAAAUAAUUCCCAGAAACUGGUUUCUAGCAAAACUUCAAAGUUCACACAAAGUUCACCUCCUGGAGCAUGUUUAUCUCGUACUUGUUGCUUUGUUCCUUACCGAGGGGCCCUGUUAAGGAGUGCUCUGCCAGCAGAUAAGGACCUUGCAUUUUCCUAUUUCAUAAAAUAUGAAUCUUUUCUUUUUGUUUUUUAUAGUUUGGUGGCCACAAAGGAGACUGACAGUGCAAGAUCACGCAGUACACCAAUGUCACCAUCUGACUUUCUGGAUAAACUAAUGGGCAGGACAUCGGGCUAUGAUGCAAGAAUCAGACCCAAUUUUAAAGGCCCUCCAGUUAAUGUCACAUGCAACAUAUUCAUAAAUAGCUUUGGAUCCAUUGCAGAGACAACAAUGGAUUACAGAGUGAACAUCUUCCUCCGUCAGAAGUGGAAUGAUCCGCGCCUUGCAUAUAGUGAAUAUCCUGAUGAUUCUCUAGACUUAGAUCCAUCCAUGUUGGAUUCCAUUUGGAAACCUGACCUUUUCUUUGCUAAUGAAAAAGGUGCCAACUUUCAUGAGGUUACUACAGACAACAAAUUGCUAAGAAUUUUCAAAAAUGGCAAUGUGCUGUAUUCAAUCAGAUUGACAUUAAUACUCUCCUGUCCAAUGGAUCUCAAAAAUUUUCCUAUGGAUGUACAAACAUGUAUAAUGCAACUAGAAAGCUUUGGAUAUACCAUGAAUGAUCUCAUCUUUCAAUGGCAAGAUGAGGCACCAGUACAAGUAGCAGAGGGACUCACUUUACCCCAGUUUGUUUUAAAAGAAGAGAAAGACUUACGGUACUGCACCAAACACUACAAUACAGGAAAGUUCACAUGUAUAGAAGUCCGUUUCCAUCUCGAACGUCAGAUGGGCUACUACCUGAUCCAGAUGUACAUACCUAGUCUCCUGAUUGUUAUCCUAUCUUGGGUUUCAUUUUGGAUUAACAUGGAUGCAGCUCCAGCCAGGGUAGCUUUGGGGAUAACAACUGUGCUGACUAUGACCACACAAAGCUCAGGAUCCAGAGCUUCUCUUCCUAAGGUCUCCUAUGUUAAGGCUAUUGACAUCUGGAUGGCAGUAUGUCUCCUCUUUGUGUUCUCAGCACUCCUAGAGUAUGCAGCUGUCAACUUUGUAUCAAGACAACACAAGGAACUAUUGCGAUUCCGUCGGAAAAGAAAGAAGAACAAGACAGAAGCUUUUGCAUUGGAGAAGUUUUACCGUUUCUCAGACACGGACGAUGAGGUAAGGGAAAGUCGGUUCAGUUUUACAGCCUAUGGAAUGGGACCGUGUCUGCAAGCAAAAGAUGGAGUGACCCCAAAGGGGCCAAACAAUCCUGUCCAGAUCACACCAAAAAACUCCGAUGAAAUGAGGAAAGUAUUUAUCGACAGAGCCAAAAAGAUUGAUACCAUUUCCCGGGCCUGCUUCCCAUUAGCCUUUUUGAUUUUCAACAUUUUUUAUUGGGUUAUCUACAAAAUUCUUAGGCAUGAGGAUAUUCAUCAGCAGCAAGAUUAA
Molecule: messenger RNA, 1542 nt
Organism: Gracilinanus agilis (Agile Gracile Mouse Opossum)
Lineage: Eukaryota; Metazoa; Chordata; Mammalia; Didelphimorphia; Didelphidae
Gene: GLRA3
Product: glycine receptor alpha 3
Exons: 10
Coding region: 1-1542 (513 amino acids)
Biological process (GO): signal transduction; chloride transmembrane transport; nervous system process
Cellular component (GO): postsynaptic membrane; plasma membrane; synapse
Molecular function (GO): glycine binding; transmembrane signaling receptor activity; extracellularly glycine-gated chloride channel activity
Source: RefSeq, a predicted model, not a curated record